Messenger RNA from Clupea harengus (Atlantic herring), 1254 nucleotides. RefSeq names its product microsomal glutathione S-transferase 3b (gene mgst3b). The record is from RefSeq and is a predicted model, not a curated record. NCBI's taxonomy places the organism in Eukaryota, Metazoa, Chordata, Actinopteri, Clupeiformes, Clupeidae. Gene Ontology annotation, cellular component: nuclear envelope; endoplasmic reticulum; membrane. Gene Ontology annotation, molecular function: glutathione transferase activity; glutathione peroxidase activity.
ACCUAGUUGGUCUUUUUACUGUCUAUACUCGCAUUUCCUUGAACGCUGUCGACUUUGACAUUUUCUGUAGAGCGACGUGGAGAACGAUAGGCUAAUCACAGGAUAGUGACUGCAAAUAUAUUCGGAAUACUUUUUUUUUAGAAAGUACUUGCAUUAUGGACAUUCUUGACGUGUUGCCCUCAAAUUUCGGCCUUGUUAUCUUCACGUACUUGUACAGUUGGAUCAUGUUGGCUUACCUUGCUGUAAAGGUUGGGUCUGCGAGAAAGAAAUUUGACGUGAAGUAUCCAACUAUGUACAGUGACAAGGAGCCGGUGUUUAACUGCAUCCAGAGAGCACACCAGAAUACCCUGGAGGUAUACCCUCAGUGGCUUGUCUUUCAGACCAUUGCAGGGCUGAUCUAUCCUGUUGCUGCCUCGGUAUUGGGUGCCAUCUGGGUGACCAGUAGGUUCUCAUAUGCUUGGGGUUACUACACGGGAGAUCCAUCAAAGAGGAUGCGUGGUGUUUAUGGCUACGUUGGAUACCUUGGAGUCAUCAUUCUCUCAAUUUCAAUUGCUUUGCAACUUCUAAAAGUGUUGUGAACAUGUACAAAAUAUAUCUUUGUUAUUGUCAUGGCACACAGCUAGGUGAAAACAAUCAUUUUGCUGCAAUAAACAUUGCUGCACAUGUUAUCUAUUUAGUUGUCUCAACUGUGAAAACGAUUUGUCUGCAUAAUGCACUGGUCUUAGUAAAUUGCUAAUCUAAAAGACAACUAUUGUUCCUCAUCCGUUACAUUGGACUUCAGAAGAACAUUCCGGGUUUGUACAUCAUAAACUCCAUCAGUCUGUGGCUUUAGCAAUUAGCUGCAUUCAUAUUUUACAUAUCUUUGUUUGUUUACUACUGAAAAUAUGCUAGUUAAAACACAGAUACAAAACAAUGUGAGUUUAUACAACCAUAGAUUUAACAGGUAUAACAGAUAACUCAAUACAAGUCUUUUUUUAUGUAUAGGUAGAGUGGUCAUUGUGCGAAGAUGUUUAUAUAAAUGUAUUCUGAUUAUGUGGCACAAACCCAAAAUGACCUUUAAUGUUUUUUGGUUUACUGUCAUAUGCCAUCAUGUAUCCUAAUGUCUGAAAAUGAAAGUAUGCAAUCAUAACAUUAAAAUAUAUCAUGCCAUUGAGUUGAUAUUCACAUUUAUUUGAUACCACAUAGCAAUUUAUAUCCUCUCAAAAUCUCUCUUAGGGCUAGUGUUUGAGCAAUAAAGUAUUUUAUAUUCUAUUA